Ectocarpus sp. CCAP 1310/34 is the source of this 1179-nucleotide messenger RNA. Lineage: Eukaryota; Phaeophyceae; Ectocarpales; Ectocarpaceae. The record is from the annotation of a GenBank genome assembly.
AUGAUCCUUGCCCUGUGCGGCGCAGGGAACGGGUUCUUCAAAAACGGGGACUACCGCAAUGCGAUCGCAAAGUACUCUGACGCCAUCGCUGCUGACCCCAACAACCACACCUACUGGUCCAACCGAAGCGCUUCUUACGCGGGACUGAUGGAGUGGGAGGAGGCGGCGCACGAUGCGGCGGAAUGCAUCAAGGUCAACAAGAACUUCGUAAAAGGUUACUUCCGGUUGGCGACGGCGAAGAAGAACCUGAACGAGUUGGACGCUGCUGCUGAUGUCAUCAAGGCAAGAAAGAACCUGUUCGCUUCCCUUGCGCCGCAGAACGACCGUCAGGACCUGUUGCUGUACCAUGGCUCGCACCAUACCCCACAACGCAUGCGUUGUCUAGAUGUCGUGCCCCCCAUCGUCGCCCCUCGUGUUUCCCUCGGUACUACAAAAGUUCGAGGCUUGUGUGUGGAGCCACGCAACGCCGAUCUUAAGAAGAACCUGAAGGAGAUCGACGAGCUUAUCCGAGGGGAAAAGGUAGCGAGACAUGCGUGUGGACUGUGGACGGACGACUGCCGUGGAGCUUGCUGUUAAUUUUGCCGCGAGUUUUCCCGACUGGCUGGUUACGAGGGCCUUUGAAACCUGCGUUCGAACAAAGUGUCCGUUGCCAUAGGCCCGUCGACUGCAUCGGGGGUUGACCGUUUGUGUCGCGUCAUUCCGAAAGGACUGGCGCACGAUGGGAGCACAAUCUUCUAGACUUGCUGCUUCGGUGAUUUUCUGUCGAGCUUAUCCCCCCCCGCCCCCCCGAGAAGUUGUCCCGUAUCCAGUACCCGGUGCUGAACGUAGUGCCUGCGGACGCGCGCUACGAACCCGUUGGAAGAAAUUAUUCUGCGACUGCAAGUCUUGAAGGACGCAAGUGUGUUGGAAUGCAAGAGGGUAAGACUUGUACUCAGCAGUAGUGUUCCGUCGUAGACACGGAACCCCUCGAUCUAGCUGCGUGAGAUGAAAAUACCGAGCCGAUUAUCUGUAUUUCGCGACCUACGGGGUGUGCACCACUCUGCCCAACUGAUGCCUUUAACUCCACACACCCCUUGAGCCUUAUCCCGAGAGUCUGUCGGCCCCACCCCUGUUACAGCAGGCUUGACAGCAGCCGACGACCAUACGACUGAUGCCAAGCGAUGCAGAUGACUAAUUCUC